Messenger RNA from Drosophila bipectinata, 786 nucleotides. RefSeq names its product collagen alpha-1(XVII) chain. Lineage: Eukaryota; Metazoa; Arthropoda; Insecta; Diptera; Drosophilidae. The record is from RefSeq and is a predicted model, not a curated record.
AUGAAUCGUGGAGUGCAAAUAUUAGUGAUCUUGGGUCUGGUCUGCGGAAGUCUAGCCCGGAUUCCCAACCUUCUUCGGGUCAUUGGAACGGGUCGUAGUGCUGUGGACCUGGAUGUGGAGGAGCCUAGCGGUCCUCAGAUUCUGCUCUACUCCCAAGGGGACAUCGCAUCGGCCAGAUCCGACGACUCCGAGCCGACCUUCCACGAGCCACAGAUCCGGGAGGAGGUGGCGGAACCCGACCUGGACAAGGACAGUCGCAAAGUUCCCGACUACCUCUACUCCAACUCCAUUCCCAUGGUCAAUGAUCAGAAUGUCAAGUAUGUGGUGCCCCAGUUGGCCAACCUGCCGGUGGUCUACGGCCCUCCCAUCAUUUCCAGUGGAAACAGCAAGAAUGGACUCGGACAGAACCAAGGAAGCGGUCUAUCCUAUGUGGUGGUGCCCCGCGUCCAGCUGGGCUUCAAUGUCCAGGGUCAGUCGGGCCUGAACUGGCCAAUUGCGAAUCAAUUCUUCGGCGAGUCUCCGGCUGCCGAGAAGGAGGAACCCACACCACCGACUGCCUACAUUCCCAUCCCAGUGCCCGGUCCUCCGGGCCCACCCGGUCCACCUGGGCCACCUGGCAUGCGAGGACCUAUUGGACCCACCGGACCGCGAGGCCAACGAGGUCCUCCAGGUGAGCCAGGCCUUUCCUCAGUGCAGAAGCCGCAGGGUAUCUGGUACACACAGACUGGCAGCAGCAACUCCCAGCCCCAAUACACCCAACCCUUUUCCACCGCCUACCAGAGUUAG